Molecule: messenger RNA, 2835 nt
Organism: Platichthys flesus (European flounder)
Lineage: Eukaryota; Metazoa; Chordata; Actinopteri; Pleuronectiformes; Pleuronectidae
Gene: cbln1
Product: cerebellin 1 precursor
Exons: 3
Coding region: 426-1001 (191 amino acids)
Cellular component (GO): synaptic cleft; glutamatergic synapse
Molecular function (GO): protein binding
Source: RefSeq, a predicted model, not a curated record
GAAUCUCACAUAUCAAUAAUUCAGGCGCGCGCGACGGAGCUCCCUCCCGCGCGCUAUGACUUCUGCUGCCUCGUCACUCGUGCAGGGCCCCUCCGCAGCGCGCGCCACUCCCGCGUAACCCGCGUGUCUCCAGGUGACAGCAAAGAAAAAGAAGAAUUAAAAAAUAAAAAGAACGAGAAGUGAGGAAAAGUGGGAAUCUGAGCGGAGGGAAGAAGCCCCCCCACCCAAACAAAUAAACAGUCUGGUUCCCUCUCACAGAAAGAGGAGAGUUGCUUGUCAAAAAGAAAACGGAGUGCCACCUUAAAUCAAAGACCUCCUCGCGCCUCAUCACAGGAAAACACCGGGACCUGCUUCUUCCGCCUGACUUUGUUUUAAGGAGGAUCAGACCAGACCCAUCGACGCGGAGAAGUUGCUCCUGCUCCGGUAUGUUGGCGCUUUGCCUGCUCGGCGCCGUGUGGCUCGCGGCGGCUCCGGCCCGCGCGCAGAACGAGACGGAACCGAUCAUCCUGGAGGGGAAGUGUCUGGUGGUGUGCGACUCCAACCCCGCCGCCGACCCCACCGGCACCGCGCUCGGCAUCUCCGUGCGCUCCGGCAGCGCCAAGGUGGCGUUCUCCGCGGUGCGCAACACCAACCACGAGCCCUCCGAGAUGAGCAACCGGACCAUGGUCAUCUACUUCGACCGGGUUCUUGUAAACGUUGGGAAGAAUUUUGACGAGGAGAGAAGUAAUUUCAUCUCACCACGCAAAGGGAUUUACAGUUUUAACUUCCAUGUGGUGAAAGUCUACAACCGCCAAACUAUACAGGUGAGCCUGAUGCACAACGGCUGGCCGGUGAUCUCGGCGUUCGCGGGCGACCAGGACGUGACGCGCGAGGCGGCCAGCAACGGCGUGCUGAUCCAGAUGGAGAAGGGAGACCGGGCCUACCUCAAGCUGGAGAGGGGAAACCUCAUGGGGGGAUGGAAAUACUCCACCUUCUCCGGCUUCCUGGUGUUUCCCAUGUAGAGGAGACCGGAGAGGAAGAGGAGGAGGAGCGAGGGGUGGAGCCGAAGGAGGAGCUGGUUGGAAGAUGGAAAUUACGACGAAGGUGGGGAAUGGAGAAAGAGAAAAAAACGGACGUGAAUGAGACGGCCUUAAAGGAGGAGAAGAAGGAGGAGGAAGAAGAAAGAAGAGGAGGACGUGACAAGAGACUUCUGUUUGGGACGCUGCGGAGGGUGGAGGAGAGAGGACGGAGGGAGGUGUUAGAUGUAAGAGCAUGACACAGAAUGAUUAAACAAGGGUAACGCGAGAGGAGAAUGGUGGAGCCACAGCUUCUUCACUUCCCCUCCUCCUCUCAUCCAUCCUGUCAUUCAUCCUUUUCCUCUGUUUUCUCUGUGGCUCGACUGCAGCUUUGGACAGCCGAAACUUUUUUUAUUCUCCGCUGACAGACGCAAAUUGAUCAUUUUAUGUUCCAGAGUGUUUUAAAAGCCAGACUGUAACCCCCCCGUCCCCCCCCGUCCCCCCCGGGUCAUCAUUCAAUCAUUAAUUCAUCGAUCUCCAUCGAUCGAGGCUUUGAAGAAUGUUUCUCGCAGAACUGCUCCUGUCAUCUUCCACUUACUUUACUCUUUGUUUUCAUAUCCUAGACGUAAAUCGACCUGAUUCUGGAUCAGCCUCCAUCACAAAGCCAAGCUAGAACAUUUACCUCCGUGUCAGCUUUGUUUUAUACUUCUAUAUAAACCGCUGUCUUUUCCUGAUUCCUAGACAGUCAAGUGUCCCUCUCCCAUUCUUCACUCCGCCCGCUAACUUCUUACAUAUAGUCCCGCUCCUGUCCCCUGCUGUCCUGUCAGUCUCGUCCCUUUUGUCUUGGACUCAGACGUCUCGGCUCCGAACAGCAGCCGGCAGUAAUGGUAAAUAUUUGCUUGCCAGCUGCGAGCAUCAAACACGACUUCAGAUCUAAGAAUAGUCGACCGCGGCGUCCAGCUGUGACUCACAGAAAACACUUAGUGAACGAAACAACAGCUGACGUCUUUUCAGUCUUUGAUGAAAAACCAGUAUAUGAAAAUUUAAAUGCAUGUGCAACUAAAAGAUAAAAUAUAAAUCAAGUAGAGUUUCCCUGAGUUUUCUACAAACAAUCUCUUUCUAAACUGACGCCUCCCAGACGAGGAAACAUUCACAGAGACAUUUACCAAGAAGCCAAAUGUUAAUAUUUAAUGCAUCCCCCCCCACGGCCGAUUAACCUCCUGCAGGGUGAAAUGUUAAUACUCAACAUGUUUUGACUGCUGAGUAGUUUUCAGCUCUGAACAGUCAAUCCACUGUUUAAGAAAGUAAUUAUCAGAUGAAUCGAUACAGAAGCUUGUUGCUCCUUUAACAUUCCUGAACAUGCAGAAUCUCUACAUAUACAGAAGAGUUGAUAACCAGAGGAAUUUCAGAUCCACACUUAAAUAUAGACGUAUUAAAUCCCCCCCCCCCCCCCCCCCCCACGACUCUCUUGUGACUGUAUCUAAUGAAACUAAUAUCAGUAUUGACAGAAGUCGCACUCAGAGUAUUGCUCUACUUUGCUACUUCAGUGUUUUUAUCGUCUCUCUGGCAGCCGAACAAACGUUGGAAUCGACCUCCAUUCUGUCCGACCAUCCCUUCUCCACACCUCCACCUCCCUCCCUCCCUCCAUCCCUCCUCCACACCUCCACCUCCCUCCCUCUCUCCCUCCCUCCGUCUGUCUCUCCAUCCCUGCUGCUGUGCUUCACAGCCACACCCCUCCUCUCUCCUCUCGACUAUGCUGUUUACCCACAAGUGCAGAUUUCUCUCUCUUCCUUUAUUUAUUUUUUUGUACGCCUGUGUUCCCCCUCUCCCAACCCACCCC